AUGAUGAACAUCAGAAAAAAACAAGUUAUGGAAAGAGUUCAUGUUAUUAAACAAGUGUUUGAAAUAAUUAAAUUUAUCGGAAAACAAAAUUUAUCCUAUCGAGGUACUAAUGAAGGCUUAUACGAUCUUGAAGACCUGAAUAUUAACCAUGGGAACUUUUUGGAGCUUUUAAAAUUUACUGCAGAAAAUGAUACUGUUUUAAAAAAAUAUUUAACUGAAGCACUUCAACGUAGCAAAAAACGCAGAGAAAAUGUUGAAUCUAAUUCUAAAGGUAGAGGCUCUUUAAUAACCUUAUUAUCAAAGACAACAGUAAAUAAAAUAAUAGAAGCUAUAUUAGUAACUAUGCGGAAAAUAAUAAAGAAUGAAUUAGGUGAUCGGCAAUUUAGUAUUCAGGUUGACAGCACUCAAGAUAUAGGAGCUAAUGAUCAAGCAGCUAUUUGUUUGCGUUAUGUUUUCAACUCAAAAGUCAAAGAACGCCUGUUUAGUGUGGUGGAGGUAACAGACUCUUUAGGAAAGGGAAUGUAUGAGCUCAUCGCCAAAGUCUUUUCUAAGCAUGGAAUUCUUUUCAAAAAUAUUAUUGGAUCUUCUUCUGACGGUGCUGCUAAUAUGCAGGGGGAAUACAAUGGAUUUCGUGCCCACAUAAUGACGGAAAAUAAAAAUAGUGUGUACAUUUGGUGCUAUGCGCAUAUUUUAAAUUUACGUGUUUGUGAUAUUUGUGGAAAUGUGGCAGCUUUAAGUUUAUUUGGAUUGUUGAACAGACUAGCCACCUUUUUUUCGGAUUCUUAUAAGAGAAUGAAUGUCUGGAAGGAAACACAAGAAAAACUUGGAACUGGUCAAAAAAAAAAUUGCGAAGGCUCCAGAAAAUAG
Molecule: messenger RNA, 867 nt
Organism: Aphis gossypii (cotton aphid)
Lineage: Eukaryota; Metazoa; Arthropoda; Insecta; Hemiptera; Aphididae
Product: zinc finger MYM-type protein 1-like
Exons: 2
Coding region: 1-867 (288 amino acids)
Source: RefSeq, a predicted model, not a curated record